AUGGUCAACUGGGAUUUGGGUUGCCUUAUCUGCCUGGUGGUGGUCACCAUGGCUGGACUUUGCCUGGCUCGACCUUCGUUUAAUUUAGUUGUUGAAGACACCACGCUGGAGCCUGAAGAGCCACCAACCAAAUACCAAAUCUCUCAGCCCGAUGUCUAUUCAGCACUGCCCGGAGAGCCGCUUGAGUUGCGCUGUCAGUUGAGAGACGCCGUCAUGAUCAGUUGGACUAAGGAUGGGCUCCCUUUGGGGCCCGACAAUAGGACAGUCAUUAUUGGGGAGUACUUGCAAAUUAAGGAUGCUACAGCCAGAGAUUCAGGCCUCUAUGCUUGCACUGCUCUUAGGAGCCUAGACAGUGAUACUCUGUACUUCAUUGUAAAUGUUACAGAUGCCCUUUCUUCUGGGGAUGAUGAAGAUGACAAUGAUGGGUCUGAGGACUUUGUGAACGACAGCAACCAGAUGAGGGCACCAUACUGGACACACACAGACAAAAUGGAGAAGAGGCUCCACGCAGUGCCUGCAGCGAACACCGUCAAGUUUCGCUGCCCUGCGAUGGGGAACCCAACACCGACCAUGAGGUGGCUGAAAAACGGGAAGGAGUUCAAGCAGGAGCAUCGUAUUGGUGGAUAUAAGGUGCGCAACCAGCACUGGAGUCUCAUCAUGGAGAGCGUGGUCCCGUCCGACAAGGGGAAUUACACCUGCAUCGUGGAGAACCAGUAUGGCUCCAUCAACCACACCUACCACCUGGAUGUUGUUGAGCGAUCACCACACAGGCCCAUCCUCCAAGCUGGCCUGCCAGCAAACGCCUCUGCAGUCGUGGGAGGGGAUGUGGAGUUUGUCUGCAAAGUCUACAGUGAUGCUCAGCCUCACAUUCAGUGGAUCAAACACGUAGAGAAGAAUGGCAGCAAAUAUGGACCAGAUGGGAGGCCCUAUCUGCAAGUUUUAAAGGCUGCCGGUGUUAACACCACGGACAAAGAAAUUGAGGUUCUCUAUAUACGGAAUGUAACUUUUGAGGAUGCUGGGGAGUAUACAUGCUUGGCGGGUAAUUCUAUUGGGAUAUCCUUUCACACUGCAUGGUUGACAGUUCUGCCAGCUCCUGAGAAAGAGAAAGAAUACCCAACCUCUCCAGACUACGUGGAGAUAGCCAUUUACUGCAUAGGGGUCUUCCUGAUCACCUGCAUGGUGCUGACGGUCAUCAUGUGCCGCAUGAGGAACACCACCAAGAAGCCUGAUUUCAGCAGCCAGCCUGCGGUCCACAAGCUGACAAAGCGAAUCCCCCUGCGCAGACAGGUGUCUGCUGACUCGAGCUCCUCCAUGAACUCCAACACUCCUCUGGUGAGGAUCACCACUCGCCUCUCCUCUGCUGCUGAUGCCCCUAUGCUGGCAGGAGUCUCGGAGUAUGAGUUGCCAGAAGACCCAAAAUGGGAGUUUCCAAGAGAUAAGCUGACACUGGGUAAGCCCCUGGGAGAAGGUUGCUUUGGGCAAGUUGUCAUGGCUGAAGCCGUGGGGAUUGACAAGGACAGGCCAAAAGAAGCAGUGACUGUGGCAGUGAAGAUGUUGAAAGAUGAUGCUACAGAAAAGGACCUCUCUGACCUGGUGUCAGAGAUGGAGAUGAUGAAGAUGAUUGGGAAGCAUAAAAACAUCAUCAAUCUUCUUGGAGCCUGUACCCAGGAUGGUCCCUUGUACGUGAUAGUGGAGUAUGCCUCCAAAGGAAACCUGCGGGAGUACCUACGAGCACGCCGGCCCCCUGGAAUGGAGUACUCCUUUGAUAUCAACAGGGUACCAGAAGAGCAGAUGACAUUCAAGGAGUUAGUGUCCUGCACAUACCAGUUGGCAAGAGGCAUGGAGUACCUGGCUUCACAAAAAUGUAUCCAUCGAGACUUGGCUGCGAGAAACGUGUUGGUGACUGAGAAUAAUGUCAUGAAAAUAGCAGACUUUGGUUUAGCCAGAGACAUCAACAAUAUAGAUUACUACAAAAAGACUACUAAUGGACGACUUCCAGUUAAGUGGAUGGCUCCAGAAGCUCUGUUUGACAGAGUUUACACACAUCAAAGUGAUGUUUGGUCCUUUGGUGUGUUAAUGUGGGAGAUCUUCACCUUAGGAGGAUCGCCCUAUCCAGGAAUCCCAGUGGAGGAACUUUUUAAGCUGCUUAAAGAAGGGCACCGAAUGGAUAAACCUGCCAACUGCACCAAUGAGCUCUAUAUGAUGAUGAGGGACUGCUGGCAUGCUGUGCCUUCACAGAGACCGACUUUCAAACAGUUGGUAGAAGACUUGGAUCGGAUCCUCACUCUCACAACUAAUGAGGAGUAUCUGGACCUCAGUGGACCCCUGGAGCAGUAUUCCCCGAGCUACCCUGACACGAGGAGCUCAUGCUCGUCAGGUGAUGACUCUGUUUUCUCUCCCGAUCCAAUGCCUUAUGAACCUUGCCUUCCCAAGUACCAACACAUGAACGGAAGUGUGAAAACAUGA
This is a messenger RNA of Indicator indicator, 2466 nucleotides long. RefSeq names its product fibroblast growth factor receptor 2 (gene FGFR2). The record is from RefSeq and is a predicted model, not a curated record. Gene Ontology annotation, molecular function: ATP binding; fibroblast growth factor receptor activity; fibroblast growth factor binding. The transcript is spliced from 17 exons. Gene Ontology annotation, biological process: positive regulation of cell population proliferation; fibroblast growth factor receptor signaling pathway; protein phosphorylation. Gene Ontology annotation, cellular component: signaling receptor complex; membrane. The coding region runs from base 1 to 2466 and encodes 821 amino acids. NCBI's taxonomy places the organism in Eukaryota, Metazoa, Chordata, Aves, Piciformes, Indicatoridae.